GUAUAUUGCCACCCUGUUUCAUAGCUUGAUAUCCACCUGUUAGUACUGCUAAUCGCACAAACAUCAUUAUACCCACAUAAAAAUGGUCAACAAGCCUGUCCCAUGGGAUGACGACCCAGCCAGUGUGAUGUCUGGGUCACAGAUGAAGACUCGCGAGAUUGUUACAUUCACAAUCAUGGGCGUCUAUAUCGUCUUUGUCGUUACUACCCUUGUCAUGUUCCUGCGGCGCUCACUCAGACAGCGUGAAACAGAGCUGGUCAACCGCUCGGUCGCGCUCGUCACAACACAGGCAGUCGGCUGUCUGCUAGCCGGUCUGCUGGGGCUCAUCAGCACGGCUGUCACACUAUACCCGUGCGCGAUCAAGCUUUGGCUGUUCAACAUCGGGCUGUCGCUCAUCGUGCUCUCGCUGACAGCACGCUCGGCCCAGCUCAUCGUUACAUCGCGGACCCACGAAAUUAAGUCAAAGCUGAGCACGAUCACCAAUGUGCCGGUAGCGCCGACGGCGAUCCCGCUGUCGUGGGCGGCCGAAUUCGAUGCAUUGCCGGCGCAGUAUGACAGCGUGUUUGGAGCAUUUGGCAGUGACGACAAGUUCGAGCUGGGCGGCAUGGAGAAUUCCGGCCAGCUGCAGGAAGCCGACAGCCUGCAGCACUACGUGUCCGACAAGGCGCUGAUGAUGUACAUCGCUAUUGCCAUGGUCCUUAUCGUCAUCCUGACUGUCGUCAUCAACGUCCUCUCUGACGAUUUCUCCAUCAACCCGACCAGCAUCUCGUGCGUUGCGGCCUGGGGGUACUAUCCGGUUAUUGGGCUGCUGGCCACAUUCCUGGUGUUCCUUUGCCCAGUGCUGCUCAUUAAGGUCUGGCGGCUCGAGGACGCAUACGGUAUCCGCAACGACCUGUUUAUCUGUGUCUGCUUUGAUGUGGCCAAUCUAACGCUGGCCUUGGUGUGGGAGACCAAGCUCGCCGCUCCACGGCUGAUUGUGUCAGGCCUGUUCUUCAUCUGGGUCAGCGCAACAGCCAAGCACGUUGUUUCGGUCGUGGUCCCACUCGUGCGCGCACACAGGCUGGCCAAGCGCUCUAGCAACGAGCUUGUUGUUGAGCAGCACCAGACUCUGGAGACCCCGCGCAGCUCAGUGCUCGGCAAGAAGUCGCAUCCGAACAUCGUUGUUGGGACCAAGCGGCGCGACUUUGAGAUGCUGCUCGACGACGACUUCCAGUACGACAGGUUCCGCAGCUUUGCGGCGUCGUGCUUCUGCGCGGAGCUGGUCGCAUUCCUGGACGACUAUCAGAUGCUCAAGGCGGUGACCCUGACGGCCCUUGAGAGCAGCAGCUUGAUGAGCGGCGCCGAUACCCCCGAAUACCAGUCGUCGAUCGACGACGGGCACGUUCAUUCGUCAGGCCACACGCUGAGCUCUGCCAAAGGCAAUGGCGGCGGCCGAUUCUCCGGUGGCUUUGGGGGCAAAAGCAAACAAGCCCGCAACCAGCCGCUCAAGCUCCGGACCAACGCGGUCGUCAGCAUCCUGGAGGCCGCGCGCCUCGCCUUCCCCACAUACCGGCUGUCCCCAUCAACUGAGUUCCCGGCGUCGGUGCAGGACCGGUUCGUGCUCUUUGUGUCCAAGUUCAUCCGCCCCGAGUCGCUGAUGACAGUGAACAUCCCUGGCGCCAUCAUCCAGGACAUCUACGCACACCUCAACCGCCGCGAGCUCGCCUCUGACCAUCCUCGAUCGCGCCAAGGACGAGGCGAUGAAGUGAGUUCCGUUGCACGCAGUCCCAGCCCGACACCUGCCGCUUUUGUGCGAAUGCCACUCGACCAGUUUUUCCUUUUGGACGCUCCCUCCGACGAUCCUCCGUGCAGAUUGUGGCCCCGCCAAUAGGGUGCUUUGUCAGGACUGUGCCUCAGCUACACAGCCUUCUGCCGCUAUUUGUGCGAUUUACAUACCUGUCAGCGCAUCCGUUGGCCAUCUUCUUUGUUGUGAAUGGCGAUUGCAGUCGAUUUUAUUGCAGCUCAUCUACCCAUCCGAGAGCCGCCCCAAGGCACUGUGCACGACGCCGCCUCCGCGUUCCUUGGAAAGAAGUCCCAGGCGGCGGUCGGGACUGGCAAAACAGAUGGCUGCAUCGGCCCAUUUGGCUGGGGAAGGCAGGAAAUGGAAUGAGCGCAAAAGAAGGUUAAAGUCUGUUGUGG
Messenger RNA from Linderina pennispora, 2178 nucleotides. RefSeq lists its product as uncharacterized. Bases 83 to 1870 code for a protein of 595 amino acids. NCBI's taxonomy places the organism in Eukaryota, Fungi, Kickxellomycota, Kickxellomycetes, Kickxellales, Kickxellaceae. The transcript has 4 exons. The record is from RefSeq and is a predicted model, not a curated record.